Messenger RNA from Galleria mellonella (greater wax moth), 2245 nucleotides. RefSeq lists its product as uncharacterized. NCBI's taxonomy places the organism in Eukaryota, Metazoa, Arthropoda, Insecta, Lepidoptera, Pyralidae. The record is from RefSeq and is a predicted model, not a curated record. The transcript has 2 exons. Gene Ontology annotation, molecular function: DNA binding. The coding region runs from base 635 to 2230 and encodes 531 amino acids.
AUCCCCAAUAAAUUGUUGCAUGUGACUGAUGAUGUGAGCAUGUUCGUUUCAUAAUAAAAAUGUUGCCAGGUAACCAAAAAGUCGUAUGUUUUUGUGCGAAUUACGAUCAUAAUCUUUACGAUCGUACAUUAAAAAAUAGACAAAUAAUAGUAUGAGUACGAUUUAAAUCGUAUAUCUGUCAACCCUGCUAGCAAGACAGCGACAAAAUCACGUUGCAUAACAAUGUAGCCCAAGCUUAUAUCUUAUGAAAUAUACGGAAGAGAUACGGACUUAAAAAAAACAGAAAUGUUGUUCUUUGUGGAAGUCAUUGAUGAAAUUCUAUGUAUUUUAGCCCGCAAACUUUCUUCAAACAAAAACAGCGCCAUCUAGUAUCGAGUUCUGUAAUUAUCUCUUUGUUUAUGGAUUUGAAGUAAGACCGCCACGCAUGCAAUACAUUAUGACUGGGGAUUCCCCUAUUCGUCGACGCUGAAUAUGAGGCGACGACAAUCACUGUCAAACGUGUUCACUAUUACUCUGACUCUGGUAACGUGACUUCCUGGUAACGUGUUAGGUAGGAAAAGCAGUAAAAAAGUGCAUAUUAAGGGAGCAGAUUUGAAAUAAUAUUUAUACUUAACAAGAAAUAAUUAAAGGUUCAAUGGGGAGACCUAAAGAUUUACGCAUAUGGGAGCACUACCGUACUUUACCAAACAAGUCUGUUUCUUGCAAGCUUUGUAAUAAGGUCUACAAAUUCAGUAAUGCUGCCAAAAUGCUUCAACAUCUUAUCACUUGUCCAAAAUCUCCAGAAACAUUAAAAGACUCUAUGAAACUUAUAAAAGAUAGCUCGUCCAAAACCAAAAUGUCUGGACUGUCAGAGAUAGAGACAAAUGAUUCUUUUAUAAGCCCCUCGUCGUCUGCUAACACUACAAUAAAUGCUGAGUUUCAAGACACCGAUGAUCAUAUAAAAACAGAAUUAGCGAGAGCUAUAUUUGUAACAGGGACGCCAUUAUCGAUGGUGCAACAUCCUUUAUGGAUACAAUUUUUCGAAAAAUUGCAACCAAAAUUUAAAAUACCUUCACGUAAAGCUUUAGCGACAAAAUACUUAGAUAAAAUAUAUAGAGAAAUGCGUUUUGAGUUAAAUGAGGAACUAAAUGCUUGUAGUUACUUACACCUUCAGUGCGAUGGCUGGUCUAAUUUAAGAAAUGAAGGAAUAAUAAACUUUCUUAUAUCAAAACCUCAACCUGCAUACGUUAAAAGUUUGAAUACAGAAAGUAAUCCUCACACUAGUGAAUACCUUAGCCAAGAAGUUGAAAAAGUAAUGAAAGUGUAUGGAGCAAAUAAGUUUCUUGUACUUAUUGGCGAUAACGCUAGAAAUAUACAAAAGGCAUUCGAAUUAACAAAACUCAAAUAUCCACAUGUUGUUCCUCUCGGUUGCUGUGCACAUAUCCUUAACUUGUUGUGCCAAGAUAUUGUAAAGAUACAAGAAGUAACUGUGUUUAUUAUGCAAGCCAUAAAUAUAAUAAAAACUGUUAAAAGGAGUCAACGAUUAAGUUCCUUGUUGAUAAAAUCAAGGCAGGGUGAAGAUUCUACACAAACACUAAAAUUGCCUUGUGCUACAAGAUGGGGAAGUCAUGUUACUUCGUUAAAAAGUUUGAAAGCAAAUAAGAUAGCUUUUCAAAUAUUAACAGUUAGAGAAGAUGUGGUAAUUUCAAGAGAUAUUAAAGAUUUAAUUCUAAGUGAUGAUUUCUGGACGAAGACAGGGGAAUGUAUAAGUAUUUUGGAACCAGUCACUGAAAGCAUAUUUUACUUAGAGAGCGACCAGAAUCGUUUGCAUCGCACAUACAUUACAUUUAGAGAUGUACAAGCUAAGAUACGUUUUGCAUUAAAUGAGAUUUCGACAUUGAGCGAAGAAAGCAAACAGCAGAUUCUAACAUCAGUAUCUUCAAGAUGCAAUAUGGCAAUGAGGCCAAUACAUUUUGCAGCAUAUAUUCUAGACCCCAGGACUCUAGGAGUCGAACUUACUCAAGAGGAAGAACUUAAGGGUAUGGAGUUUAUCUACAAUUUAAGCCAACACUUAAGUUUGUCAAAUGUAAUGGCAGAUUUGGCGUGUUAUAAAGCUAAAGAAAACUUUUGGGCCAGAGGAUUUGUAUGGAGCUCAUUAGAUAGCAUUGAGCCCCUAAUAUGGUGGAAAGGUAUUUGUGGUUCCACUGAGUUAAGCAAAGUAGCGAUUCGUAUGUACUUCGGCAGCCACUGAGCGUUCCUUUAGUAU